CCCAGAGCAAGAUGUAUAAAAAGGGAGUCAGUCUUCCUCUACUGCAAAUAUGAAACCAGGUUGAACAAAGUGGAGAAAACCAUUGACCUCAUUCUCUGCCAAGGUGAUUGUGGGCAAAGAAAAAACAAAAGAAAAUCAACAAAGAGAAGAAAUCAGUUAAAACUGCUAUGAACUCCCUGAAUUCCACCCUCUAUCUAAAUACAACUUUUGUGCGUCCCCCAUUCUUUUUCAUCACUGGUUUUCAUAACAUGCGCCAUGCCAAAUACUGUUAUGUUUUCCUGUGCUUUGUUUUUGUGGUCUCUCUGUUGGCAAACUCCUUUGUCAUGUUUAUUAUAUACACAGAGCGCAGUUUUCACACCCCUAAGUAUUUGGCCAUUUUUAAUUUGGUCGUAGCUGGCUUAGGCGAAAGCACUGCUCUCAUUCCAAAUGUAAUUGCAUUGUUUCUUUUUGAUUCACAAUACAUCUCCUUUGACGCUUGCUUGGCCAACAUGUUUUUUGUGUUUUUAUUUGCCAGUUUACAGUCUCUCACUCUUACCCUUAUGGCCUAUGAUAGAUUGGUGGCAAUAUGCUUGCCACUGAGAUACCAUGCCGUCAUCACAAUGCAAGCGAUGGCAGUGAUAUUAACAGUGGUGUGGGCAUAUGAUUCAGUCUUACUGAUUUUAAUGGUGUCUUUGAUUACCAGGUUGUCCUUUUGUAAAUCCAUUGUGGUAAAAAGCUACUUUUGUCAACUAUAUAGUUUGGCAUGCAAUGACAAUUUUAUCAAUCAUGUGAUAUCAAGACUUAAUGUGACAUUAUUUGUUUAUAUACCCUUUAUUUUGAUUGUACUGUCUUAUAUUUUUAUUGCUGGUGCUGUGUUUAAAAUAGCUUCAUGGGAAGGGCGAUUUAAAGCCAUUAAGACUUGUUCUGCACACCUAAUGCUGGUGUCUUUACAUUACCUUCCAGUAAUAGGCACGCGCAUUAUGUCACUAACUUCAACCCUUAAAUCUGAUGCAAGUAUAAUGAUUUUGUCAAUUGUAAAGGCCAUUACCCCCAUGAUGAACCCAAUCAUUUACGUGCUGAACACAGAAGAGGUUAGGGUAUUCUCUAAAAAACUUCUAAAAAACAAAAAAAAACUGCAACAGAAAUAA
Molecule: messenger RNA, 1127 nt
Organism: Anguilla rostrata (American eel)
Lineage: Eukaryota; Metazoa; Chordata; Actinopteri; Anguilliformes; Anguillidae
Product: olfactory receptor 52E4-like
Exons: 2
Coding region: 168-1127 (319 amino acids)
Biological process (GO): detection of chemical stimulus involved in sensory perception of smell; G protein-coupled receptor signaling pathway
Cellular component (GO): membrane
Molecular function (GO): olfactory receptor activity; G protein-coupled receptor activity; odorant binding
Source: RefSeq, a predicted model, not a curated record